AUGCAGUUUGAGGUCUUCGACCCCUCGCUCCCGCCCCUAUGUGAUUCUGCCUCCCCUUUCAUUGCCUCGGCAUGGAAAACUCUCCUCGAGCGUUACCCUGGAAACCUGGGGACUAUCUGCAGCGGCAUCCUUACCUUCGGUUGCCGCCUUGGCUGUACGGCCCAGCCGACAGACCGUCGAACACCUAAUCACCAUAUUGAGGAACCCCCUUUUAUCACCCGGAAGCUCUCCGAUGACCUGUCAAAUCGCCGGGUGCAAGUAUGCACUGGCCCGGUCGUUGUGUCUCCACUAGGGCUCGUACCUAAACACGACGGAAGCUGGCGCCGGAUCCAUGACCUUUCCUACCCGCCAGGACGUAGUGUCAACGAGUCUAUUUCGGAUACCGCCUCUGCUAUACAAUACAUCUCCAUAGAUCAAAUCUUCGAUCUCAUCCGCACCUCUGGACGAGGAUGCUACAUCAUCAAACGCGACAUCAAGGAUGCUUUCCGCAAUAUCCCCGUCGCACCCGCCGCCCGGCGCCUCUUAGCCUUUUCGUGGGAUAUCAAGACAUAUAUGGAGUGUUGCUUUCCAUUUGGUCUUGCAACUGCACCCUUCAUCUUUAACCUUUUUGCUGAGGGUCUCAACUGGCUUCUGACUGCCUACUUACCUGGGGCCUAUAUCGUUCAUUACCUUGACGAUUUCAUCACUGUUUUUCCUCCUUCUGUAGGAAGUGUCUCUCAGGCUAUCGCCGACUUCAAUGCCGUAUACAUUCCUCUGACGGAUGCACUGGGUAUCCCAAGAAAUGUCACCAAAGAUGCCGCAGGUACCGUGGUCAGUGGGGGUCGAAAUCGACACGACACUUCUGCAGGCCCGCAUGCCUCGCGAUAA
Penicillium cosmopolitanum is the source of this 867-nucleotide messenger RNA. RefSeq lists its product as uncharacterized. The coding region runs from base 1 to 867 and encodes 288 amino acids. Lineage: Eukaryota; Fungi; Ascomycota; Eurotiomycetes; Eurotiales; Aspergillaceae. The record is from RefSeq and is a predicted model, not a curated record. The transcript has a single exon.